Messenger RNA from Coccomyxa subellipsoidea C-169, 3390 nucleotides. Its product is annotated as SAPS-domain-containing protein. The transcript is spliced from 18 exons. Bases 1 to 3390 code for a protein of 1129 amino acids. Lineage: Eukaryota; Viridiplantae; Chlorophyta; Trebouxiophyceae; Coccomyxaceae. Gene Ontology annotation, molecular function: protein phosphatase binding; protein phosphatase regulator activity. The record is from RefSeq and is a predicted model, not a curated record.
AUGCUAGACGAACAGCUGGCUGGCAUGGCUAGUUCCAAGGUCCAGGUCAUGUUCUCGUGGCGCGUUGCUGCUACCAAUUAUGCCAAUCAAUCUCCUGUGGACGCCAUCCUUGAUAAAGGUCAUGUGGUCCUGGAGGAUUUGCUGGAGAUCGACGACCUGGCCAAGGAAGCCAGAGUGGUGAAUGGGCGGCUCAUGGCCUACCUGAAGAAGCAGGACACUCUGAGGCAGCUGCUGGAGUAUUUGGUUGGGCGACCGCCUGCAGCCAGGACAGGGCAGCAGGGCAGCCGAGAGCAGGCAGAUGCGCGCACCAAGCACUCUCUGGCGGCCUGUGAGGUGCUGUGCAGCCUGGCAGAAGAGGUGCCAGGAGCGCUGGCGGGCAACAAUGAGCUCCUACACCUGCUUUUCAGCGCUACAGGCUCGCCCACAUCGCUGGACUGUGCUCUAGCUGGCUACUUUGCGCGGCUGGUGGGCAUCCUGCUCACGCGCUGUGCUGAGCAGAUGCUUGCCUUCCUGGAGGCCACCAGAGGGAUUGUGGAUUCCUUGCUGGAGCACCUGGACACGGCAGGCAUGGCGGAGACAUUUGUGCGCGUCGUGGGGGCUGAUGAGCAGGCCGUGCCCAACCUGCCACCAGAGUCCCUGGCCUGGCUCUCAGAAAUGGACAUCAUAGCCAGGCUAUUAGCAAGGUUGGAUGAGGACGCUAAAAGUGGCGCGCAUGGGAACGUGGCGGAGGUGCUAGCAGCAAUAGCGCGCAGCCGCAGCUCUCCACUGACGAGGCAGCUGUGUGAGGCACACAAUCUCGACAGCCUCAUAAGCAGAGCCGUCGUGGCUCCCCCGCAGAUACCAUCUGUCCAGGCGCUCAAUAUUUACAUAGCGCUGCUGGAGCGGCGGCGGCUGCUGGCCACAGUGAUGCGCACCAGUGCAGAGGUCUCGGCCGCAAACACAGAGGCCGAUGUCAACCUGUCAAAGGUCAUCGCGGCAAUGGUGCCACACACCCCCAUGCUGGCGCAAGUGCUGUCCACUGCCCACUCCACGGUAUUGCUGGAGACGUCGUAUGGGGUGCUGCGGCCUCCGCUCGGAUCUGUGCGGCUGACGGUGAUAGAGCUGGUGGCUGUGCUGCUGCGCACGGGGUCUGAGGAGGCCGAGACCGCAAUCAUUGCCUCUGGCAUCGUGCGCGAGAUCCUGGCCGUCUUCCUGCGCUUCCCAUUCAACUCCAUCCUACACCACCAGGUGACCAGCAUUGUUGCAUGCAUGCUGCAAGCUGGCAGCAACGCAAUUGUGGGGCACCUGUUUGGGGACUGCGAUCUGCUGGGCUGGCUGCUCAAUGCGCCCGCACACUGCGAACCAGAACAGCGAACUGGAGACACCCGAGAGCGGACCCCCCUCCGAGCAGGCUACAUGGGCCACCUGACAGAGAUCGCCAAUAGCCUGCAGACGGUGGCGGCCCGGCGUCCGCCAGUCGCAUCGCUGCUCUGCUCGAACACUGCGUGGACCGACUUUGCCUUCGGGCCCCUCGCCGAACGCAACCAGCUGGAGGAUGUGCUGUCGUGGCGGUGCGGCCACCCGCAGAUGCGCGGCGCGGUGCCGGCGAUGGCGAAGGACGGCGACACGGACAUGCCGGACCUGCAGCUGGACGCGCUGGCCAGCCUGGACCGCCACGCUGGCCGCUACGCCGCCUUCUCCGACGAAGAAGACGAGGACGAGCUCCACUCCCUCUACCUGGAUGACCGGGAUGCGUCGUGGAUGCGCCGGCCAUCGCUGCUGGCCGCGGUCGGCGGCGAGGGUCACUCGGGCGACGGAGACGGGGAGAACCUGGCGCGCCAGUCGAGCCCCCCCUCCACCUGGGAGGACCGCGCAGACGGCGCCUUUGAGACCAGCACCGCCUGGAUGGACUCCGACGAUAUGGACGAGGAUGGCAUGGUGCUGACGGCGUCCCCGGAGCACGGCGAGGGCGCCGGCACGCCGGACCUGUUGGCGGACUCCCCUCCUGCGGACGCGCCCAGCCCCAACGCAGCCCGGGUCACCCCGCGCGUGCUCUUCCCUGCGAUGCAGCCCCCCGUGACGAAGAUCGCCGCGCCGUCAGCCGCCGCCGCCGAUUCUCCCCGGCACGCGCAGGACGCCGAGGCCGAACCGCACGCCACCGCAGCAGAGUGGAGCCGCGGGCGGCAGAGCGAAAAGGGGGCCCCGGGUGGGGAGAGGGUGCGGUCCCCCGUGGGCUGCUACAGCACGCUUGCCUCACACCAGCACAGCGCGCCUAGCAUGGGCGGCCACGAUCUGCCGGCCUGCUUUGCAUCGCCGCCCACCUCGCCCCCCAUGAGCGCCCGCAGCCACCACUCGGACGAACCCAUGGACACCAUCAGCCUUGCAGAUCCACCCAUUCAUCCUGGGGAAGACAGCGCCGCUGCAGAGGUUGCGGAGGAUGAUCUGCAGCCGGAUGGGGUUGAGCUGCCGGGAGCAGAGGGCGGUGCGGCGGCCAUCGGCGGCGGCGGCGCACCUGCCAAGCCGGCCGGGACGCCAAUGGCCGGCCUAAGAGACCUGUUCGCUCCAGUCGGCGGCCUCUUCAAGGGCGCCUUCACAGCCUCCAGCCUGCCGCCGCCCGCCGCAGCAGCCAGCGAGGACCAGCAGAUGCAGACAGAUGACAGUCACAGAGGCGCAGCCGGCCCCGCGGCAGCGUCGGCGCUGGACACACCGGCAGCCGACAGGGGCGAGAGCACUCCUGCAGCACAGGCGUCUGAGAGCCGGGAGUCUCCGCGCCAAGAAGCGUCGGCUGUGUUUGAGGGUGUCGCCGAACAGAGUCCUAACUUCAAAGCUGCCGCGCAGCUGCCAAGGCCCAGGGGUGGAGGCAGCCUGUCAGGUGCCAUCUCUGAUCUGCCUGCGGAGUCGGAAGAGGUGGCAAGCUCCAGCAAGUUUCCAUCGCACAGCAGCGGCGACCUCCACAGGGAAGGCUUGGAGCACAACGCUCAUCCCCUCAACAGUGCAGACAGCGCUCCCAGCAGGGGCAGCAUAGAGGCCCCAGGCGAGGCAGACGAGAGCCCACUGAGCGCUCGUGCUGACAGCCAUCUAAAUCGGUCAUCCAAUGCACCUCCCCCCGACAGCGUGCAUGACAGCUCGCUGGAUCAUGGCGCAACAAAAAAGCCUCCCUUCAGGGGCAAGCACAGAAGGUGGGCGAAGAGCGACGCUGUGCUGGUGCCGCGGGGGGAAUCUGAGGAGGAGACCCUGGUGGGCAGCUUCACAAAGCUCCUGGUGUCCCAGGAUGAUGACUACCCAGAGGGCAGGGGCGGAGCAACAGCUGCGGGGCCUUCAGGCAGACGUGGCCGUCUGAGCCUGUCCUGCGCGCAGCAGGCGCCCAAGGCAUCUCACCCUUCUGCAGUGGAGAGGGAGUGGCCAGAGUGA